UGUGUAAUAUCUCCUUUGACUUUGUCCUUCUCAGAUAACCCUUUUGCACUUCUGCAAGAAGACAGCAGGACUGAUGUCCAAGAUCCAUGAGGAGUUCAUAGGUGUCCACCCAUAUCACUCUGUUGCACUUGAGCAACCACAGGAGCCUUCCCUAAACAAUCCCACUGAAGAACAUAAAGAGAAGAUAGAGAAAGACACCAUCAGUACAAACCUUGAUAAGUUAAUUUUGUUGGAUGAGGAAACUUCUAUCCAUUUGAAAAGUGAAGCAGUUUCCAGCAAUCUGCUGGUAGAUUCUUUGGAAGGAGAAGAUUUUGAGAAAGAGCUGUCAUUCCUGGAUAACAUAUUGAGUCCCUGUUCAAGUGCUGGAGAGAUCGUCCAGGAAUGUCAAAACGUGCUUGGGAGUCCUCAUACCAGUCUCCUUUCACAGAAUCCUGCUACAGAGUCAGAACCUCUGCCUAGUUCAUCUGGAUUCCUACCUUCACAGCUCCUUGACCUUGGCCUUGAUGCUGCUGGAAGCUUCAGUAGCUGGACAUCUGUGUGGUCUCUUAUGUACUCACUGCCUGGUAACCAGCCAUUCCCUUCACACAGCACUCCAAAGAUACCACCACCGUCUAUGGAGAGCAGUAAUCAAGAUAUGUCAGCCUGGUUCAGUCUGUUUUCAGAUUUGGAUCCCCUUUCAAAUCCAGAUGCCAUUGGGCGCUCAGACGAUGAACUCCUCAAUGCUUGACUACAGUUACCCAAUGGACAAGCUCUUAUUAUGUCUCACUACAGCGGCCUUAAAUAUAGAACCUUACUUCCUCUUGCUUUUCUAGAGAGGAUUUCAGAUUCUAGUCCAGACCCACAACAUCGAAACUGUAAUCAUAAUGUCAGACAAUAAAGUCCCAAACUAUAGAAAAAGCAUUAAGGGUGCUGUUGAGAGCAUUAGAGAAAAGUCACUUUAUCUUUGAUGCCUUGGUUUUAUGGCUAUUUUCAAUGUUAUAUGAAAAUAUGGCGAGUUGUUCAGGAUCAACACUGAAAAGGCUGAGUUUCAUCAAGACAAAAUUACAAGACAAGCAAAGCUGUAUCAAACUAGUUACUUUCCUGCAUGUCCCUUUCCCCCCCCCCAAAAAAGAGUUACCUUACGUCAAUGUGAAGAUGUUAAUUUCCAGAAAAUACUUCAGGACAGAUAGUACCUUGGCUCUUUCACAGGACCCUCAUUAACCUUCAGGACAAUUGCACAUCUUGGGCCAGACCCUCUAAUCUGGCCAAUUUGUGCAUGAGGCAGGACUAAUGGGGAGGGAACAGAGGUGGUUUUACAUUGUCUUUGACUUCCUGAUCCUGGGGGAAGGCCUGGGCACGUUUGGCUCCCAGCACAACUUUGAACAGCUUCAGGGCUAUUCUAAAUUGCACUAAACUGCCUGUGGUUCCAAGUGCCAGAGCACAGGAGUACUCCAGUCACAUCCACUUUUUACAGGCUAUUCCCUCUCUGCUAGGCCGGGAAAGGCAUAGAGCCAGUACACUAGCUGUGAGAGAGCUGGGGGGGAUCCCUAGGUACCUGGUUAAACUGGCUUUACGGACACUUUGCAGGGACAGAGCAGCACAGAAGGCCUGUAUCACGGGCAGGACACAGCCUAUUCAUUCAAUUAGCCUUAGACAAGAAAGCACAGGCCAAAUUCUGCCUUUGUUUGCAACUACAGGUACUUUAGAGGGGCUGCAGAGGUGGUAAUAACAACUGAAGUUGGCUCACAGUAAAUGCCAUUAGAGUAGCAGUUAUUCUAACAAGGAGCCAUUUUAUUCAUCAGUUACAGAAGCUGUAAAACUAUAAACCAGAUAGAGCAGCAGCAGAAUUACCCAGCUACUCCUCUGUAAAAAUAGAAUUUUUCUUUUCAUUGUAUUGUUAAAUAGAUGAAGUAUUUUGUUAAAAAGGGAACAAGUAGAGCUCACCUGUACAUUUUGAUCCUUUGGUGAGUGGGAGAGAUUUAACACCUCAUUACAUGAUCACUUGCAGCAUGUUGGACAACUCACUCCCCCACAUAUACGGUAACUUUUUCUAAUUUUUUUAUUUUGAAUUAUAAGUUAAAUCUUGUUGGGCAAGUUUGUAUCUUUUUACCUUCAUGCUGUUUGCAUGCUCUUCAGGUUGCUGGGAGCUGUUUACUGUGAUUCAACAAGUUUCUU
Messenger RNA from Terrapene triunguis (Three-toed box turtle), 2154 nucleotides. Its product is annotated as islet cell autoantigen 1-like protein. The transcript has 6 exons. The record is from RefSeq and is a predicted model, not a curated record. Bases 74 to 727 code for a protein of 217 amino acids. NCBI's taxonomy places the organism in Eukaryota, Metazoa, Chordata, Testudines, Emydidae. Gene Ontology annotation, biological process: regulation of transport. Gene Ontology annotation, cellular component: Golgi apparatus.